Messenger RNA from Haliotis rubra (blacklip abalone), 16640 nucleotides. RefSeq names its product hydrocephalus-inducing protein homolog. Lineage: Eukaryota; Metazoa; Mollusca; Gastropoda; Lepetellida; Haliotidae. Gene Ontology annotation, cellular component: axoneme. Gene Ontology annotation, biological process: cilium movement; axonemal central apparatus assembly. The record is from RefSeq and is a predicted model, not a curated record.
UGGAAACGGCGACAAGAUGGCGUUCUAAACAUGAAGUUUUGAGUUUGGUCACUACAGAUUUUUUUCAUAUUGCUUUACAAGAAACAACACAAUGCCUCUUGGGCCGUUUGGUGAGGUGGUUGGUACCACUGGUACCCUUGAAUCACUUACACCAGCAGCAUUGCAAGAAUACAAGACAAAAGUUAUAGCUCCCCGGAAUCCCAAACUCAUCAAGGAUGACGACCCACAACAUAAGAUGACUCCAAGCAAAUUCCUAUUUGACAUGUCAAUGGACACUGACCAGAAGCUGGCCAAUACUCGGAUGCGGAUCCCUCGCAAGGUGGAGCUGCUGGACAUGGGAGAAACAUCACUACAGAAGUUUUCACAAGUGAACAUCGAUGAGCCAAUGUUCCAGCCAUUUCCAUCGGAGAUCUACUUCCAGAACUUCGAACCUUAUGACACAUAUGAGAUCCCAUUUGUACUUAGAAACAAUGAUAAGGUGCCCCGCCUUGUAAAGGUAACACAGGCCAAUUCUCCAUACUUCCAAAUAAUCAGCCCCCAUGAUGUGGGUCACAAGGUCGGGCCUGGCCUUCCUACUACCUUCAAAAUACAGUUCAUGCCGGAUGAGAAGAAGGACUACACCCAUGAGCUGGUGUGUAUCACAGAAAGAGAGAAGUUUAUUGUGCCAGUGAAGGCGAUCGGGGCACGAGGGAUCCUGGACUUCCCUGAUGAGAUCAACUUCCCAAUCUGUCCAAUCAAGUACCCAAACUCAAAAACGCUUCUCAUCAGGAACAUUGGAAACAAGGAUGCUAAAUUCACCCUCACUGUAGACAAACCCUUCUCAGUAAAUCCUGACAUUGGCGUCCUGCCUGUGAAUGAGAGUAUGCAGGUGACCGUUGACUUUCAGCCCCAAGAAGGAGGUGACCACAAGGCAGACCUGGUGCUGCACUAUGACACAGGAGAGGAUGUGUUUAUAUCCUUAUAUGGAGCUGCCCAGGACUCCAAUGUCAGACUUGACAAGAACUCUAUCAGAAUUGAAAACACAUUUAUCUCCAUGGCUAAUGAGAGAACUGUGACGAUCCACAACCGAUCAGACGUCAGCCACUUCCACUGGUCAGAGUUUGCCACGCAGGAAGAAGAAGAUCAACACAAGCUCAUGCGUCAGAUUGACCUUGACAGAGAGGAAAGGAUGGACACUGACCGUUUCCUGGAUGAGUGUGUGACUGACCCCACUCUUCGGGAUAAGCUGUCAAUCCUGGGGAGGACCUUCCAGAACAGGAAGAGGAUGGUAUCAGAUGACAAGCUGUUGUUCAAUGAUGACGUCAUCAAACUUGAGCCCGUGGAAGGGGACAUUUGGCCCAACUCCUCAUUUAAUGUCAGCGUCAUCUUCAAGCCACGAGAAGCUAAAGCAUACACACAUACUGCAUUCUGUAACGUCACCGGCAGAGAGAGCAGGUUGCCAUUGCGUAUCCGUGGGGAAGGCAUCGGACCCAAAGUGGAAUUCUCAUUUGAAACAUUGAACUUGGGAAAUAUAUUUAUCGGCUCCACCCACACAUAUGAGGUAGUCCUUGCCAACAAUGGAGAUAUUGAUGCUAUAUUCAGUGUGAUGCCCAAGUCCACAGUGUUUGGGCCGUGCUUCCAGUUUAACCUCGAGGGGAUUGUCAUGCCUGGAGGACAUCAGGCCAUUCAGAUCAAGUUCAGCAGCCCCUACCUGGGAGACUUCCAGGAGGAAUUCCAGUUCCAGGUUGAUGGCUCUCCAGAGCAGCUUCAGAUCACAUUCAUCGGAUCUGUGAUCGGGCCUACAUUUCAGUUCAAUGUGCCAAAGUUGAAGUUUGGUACAGUGUCAUACGGGUUUCUGAACACCCAGUACUGUACUCUGAUGAACACUUCCCUCGUCCCCAUGACCUUUCACCUCCGUGUGCCAGGGGACGGUACAACCGAUAGUAUAUGUAGUACCAGUGACCUUGACACCACCCGUAGUGAGCUUGGCCCAACAGGAGUAAACUCUCCAAGAGAGUUUGAGAUUGUUCCAUCAACAGAGACAAUUCCUCCUCAGAGUGAGAUCAAGGUGACAGUGAACUUUGUAUCCAACACAGUCAAGAAAUACGAUGUGUCGUUGGUGGUGGAUGUGGACAAUGUGGGAGAGGAGAUCCUGACUCUACCAAUACAGGCAAAAUGUGUGGUGCCGUCAAUAACAGUUCUGACUCCCAUCCUGGACUAUGGACGAUGCUUCCUCCGCCACCCCUACGAACAUCGCAUCAAACUGCACAAUGACAUGGAUCUUCAAGCCAAGUAUGAACUGGUGCCACAGAAAAACAUCAUACCCCUAGAAGGAGCUCCCAUACUAUACCAGAGCCCCCAGACAAAGGGCAUCAUCCCCCCUCACAGUGUGAUGGAGGUACCGCUGCUGGUGGAGGUACAGGCAUUGGAGGAGCAGGAUACCCCGGUCUACGUCCGCAUCUUCGGCAGUCAGGAACCUCCCCUGCCUGUCCAUGUGACAUGUAUCGGGGAGGGGCCGGUGGUCCACACCACACCUCUAGAGCUGGACUGGAACGUUGUCCCUGUACUCACAGAUGUACCCAAUGUUGUAACUCUGGCUAAUGAGUCUCUCAUCCCAGCCAGGUUCACAGCUCACAUGAUGCGGCCAAACACUGUGUUCCGAGUGGAGCCAUCAGAGGGUGAGAUAGCUCCAGAGGAAAUAAUACAGCUGACAGUAACAGCACAUUUAGAUGACUGUGUCAGAUUCCAAGAUAAGUUACAGAUCAACUUCCUGGAGAGUGAAGCUCGGCUCAUCCCACUGACUGCGUAUGGUCAGGGUACGACUAUCGUGUCUGACCCACCACUCACAACUGUCCUCAACCUCGGACCGAACUUCAGUAAUCGUCCAUUGAACAAGACAUUCAAGCUGACCAAUCGUGGUCGCCGCCAUCAGCAACUUGUAUGGAGCACAGAGGGAUUUGGACCUAUCGGCAAGGCCAAGAAAGAACUAGCUGCUUACAACCCUCUUGAUAUGAAGAACAGGAACAAGCCACCUCCAGCAGAGCCAGCUAUGCCUAUCUUCAAGCUCAGCCCCAACAGGAUGGAUCUGCCAGCUGGGGAUACAGUCGAGAUGCAUCUAGAGGGAUUUGUAGACAAACCCCAGUUUGUGAGUGAACGUCUGUUGUGCCAUGCCAUCAUUGGGCGACAGGGAGGCAAGGAGCUGGUGAUGAGAGUUGACGUGUCCACAGAUUUCAUCAGCCCCCUUCUAGACUUCUCCACCAAGAGUGUGUUCUUCAGGGUGGACAAGCAGGCUGGCGAGGACAUGAACAUGGAGACCAAGCAGCUGGCCAUGAAUAAUGUGUCCAGUCUGCCACUGACCACAGAGCUCAAGCUGGAGUAUCCCUUCAGACUGGUCCAGGAAGAUGGUGUCGAAGUCUCCGAGAUGGAGGUACACCUUGGAGUCGGUGAAUCAUACAAUUUGAAGAUUCGUUUUGAUCCAGCCUACAAAGAUGACCUUCACAUUCGCACAAUAGACGAGGUUCUACAUGUCACAUACAAGGAACACCCACAUGUUGAUUACAUUGCCCUUCGUGGAGAAGUGUACUUCCCCAAUUUGGAGUUUGAGAAGUCAGUUGUAGACUUCGGCUGCAUCCUCAAUGACACAGAGGUGACACGCUACGUGAACAUCACCAACAACAGUCCGAUGGAGGUGAAGUACCGGUGGUCAUUCCUGAUUGGCAAUGAGCCAUGUGCCGUCAUCAACCGUCCACCAAAGCCUACGAACGACAUCAUUAUGGAGGAGAACAUGAUGGACGUUGUGGAGGAAGAGGUGGAGGGAGAGGAGAGAGUUCAGGUGGUGAUUGAUGAAGGGGCCAGGUCAGAUGAGGAAGGACAGCUGGAGACCAGUUUCUGUAAUGUCAGAGGAAGAGCUGGAGAAGGGUCAGCUGGAACAGGAGGCUCCCCAGAGGGAGGGGUCAAGAAGGAGGACAUUGAACGGCUUGACCUCCAUAGUCGCUUCUCACUUCGUCCAGAGGAGGAAGAUGCCCUCAAAUCUAACCGAGUCCUUACAGCUCUAUUGGAGCGGGACCAGGAGGCCAUCACACCCAUUGGAGUAGAGGAGGUGUUUGAUAUUUUGCCCUUGUAUGGAACUCUUCAACCUGGAGACACAGAACAGAUAACCUUGACCUUUUAUGGCCAUGCUGAUAUCUGGGGUCAGGUGAAGGCCAUCUGUGAGAUUGAAGGUGGCCCAACAUAUGAGCUGACACUGAAGGGAGAAGCUUCCUUAGUUGAGUACACAUUUGACUGCCGAGACAUUGACUACGGCAAACAGAUGUAUGACCAGAUGGCGUCAGCUGAAAUAACUCUUAUAAACACUGGCAAAGUAGGAUUUGAGUUCAGCUCUAUUGGCAUGGAUCCCACUCUGGCAAAGAGACCUUUCCCAGGAAUACCAAUCAUGGUUCCUCAUUCGGGCUACAUUGAACCUCUGAGUGAGCAGAAAGUGACUGUCAAGUUCUUGCCCGGAGUACCAGAGAAGUUCCACAAGAACUUCAUGAUCCAGGUAGCUCACUUCGAACCUGACAUCAUCAACUUGUAUGGCGAAGGCGUGUUCCGGAUAUCUCUGGAUCUCCCAAGGUUCAAGGAUCCUGACCUCCACUAUGAUCUGAUGUUGAAGGAGGCCAAGGAGAGCCUGACGAAGGGGGUCAGGAAACUGGACCAUCAUGCAUCAGAACGACCCACCAGCGCUCUCACCUACAUGCGCUCACACAGGAUGACUGAACAUGUUGUCCAGCACGAAUCGGUACCCUCUGACCUUGAGCUCCAGAUGGAGGCUGAACGUAUUGCUGUACGGGACUUUGCCCUAGAGCUACAGCAGGGGUCAGCACGAGCUGACUUGUAUGAACUAACACCACCUACAAGCAACGAAAGUCGAGACACACAUGCUACUGGUGACUCCAAGAGAAGCAGAGGGAAGAAGAUGAAGAUGAAGCCCCGACUGCCAGAGUAUAUCCUGGACUUUGGCCAUGUUGUGCUGGGAACUGUGAGGACCCAUGUUGUCCAUGCUACCAACACCGGCUGGUUCCCUGCGUCCUUCCAGGUGGAGCGGGAUAACAUCCACCACCAUGGCUUCCACAUAGAACUGGACCGUGUCCGCAACCUGCCAGGUGCUCCUGACCAUGAGACUGUAGACUUUGUUGUGUCCUUUGACCCUAGAGGAGCCAAUCUGCAGCUGGGGCAAGUGGAGACCAUCGUUCCUAUCAAUAUUGUUAAUGGACCCCAAGUAGCCAUCUGCCUGCGGGCCAAUGUAACGAUGCCUGACAUGGAGAUAUCUGAUGAUAUGCUGGACUUUGGGGAUGUUCGGUGUGGGGAGUGUAGAGUGAUCACUGUACAGCUUCACAACCACCAGCAGGUGCCCUGUGAGUGGAACUCACAGCUCUCAGACAAGGACAGAAAACAGGCUGACCGCCACAUCCCCAUGCAUCUGAGACGUAAGCUGCGGCAGGAGAAAAAGAAGCCACAGCACUAUGAGAUCAUGCCCCCCACUGGGAUGCUGAUGCCGGGCCAGAGGACCAAUGUACAGGUCAAGUUCAUGCCUACCGAAGAGAAAUGCUACGAGAAUCGUAUACCGAUCAGGAUUUCUCAGAGCAGUCAGAGGAUCCUGUUGCUUUGUCGAGGUCAGGGCCUUGAGCCUCGUCUUGAGUUUGAUCGCAACCUGGUUGAGUUCGGUCCCAUCCUGCCUCACAGCAGUGGAGAUGAGCAGGAGAUUGUGGUGAAGAACCCAUGUAGCUUCCCUAUAGAGUUCUACAACCUGGAGUGUGACGAGGGCUACCUGGAGGAGGAGAAGGUGCUGCGUCUCAUGAAGGGGUAUGACGAGUACAACACCAUACUUCUCCCUCCUCGCAACCCCGGUGACAAACUGCCACACGAGCUGCUCGACCACUAUGAUGAGCAAAUGAAGAAAUUGGAGGAAGAGGAGAGAAUCAAGAGGGAAGCAGAGGAGGCAGCUGAAGCAGCUCUGAGAGAACAGGAAGAGAGAGAGAAAGAAGAGCAUGGUGAUGAGGAAGGCAAGGAGCAUGACGACACAGAACAAGCACCAGCCAUUGUCAUGACAGUACCAUCUCGGGAGAUGACACCCCGGGAACCACCACCAAAGACUAUUUCAGAUGAAGAGGAAAAGAUUAAGAAAGAUGAAUCUUGGAAGGUACGGAAACCCUUUUUCCAAGUCUCUUACCAGUGCCUAACUUGUCAUGGAUGGGAGGAUGUAAUAGUCAACCAUGUUCUCAUGAUUAUUGGAGGAAUCAUCUUUUGUAUUGCAGAAAGAGACAAGGAGAACACAGUUGGUGUUGGAGAGCUGGAAAUCACUCCAGUGUCUGCUGCCAUUGCCCGACAUCUUGGUAUCGACCUUACUCCUGAAGGCAAGGCGGCUCGGAACCGACGAGGCAUCAGUCUCAUUGUACAUGGACCACCAAUGUCAGGCAAAUCCAGCACAGUGGUGAUGCUGGCCAAACGCUACAAGGCAGCCAUACUUUCUGUAGAUGGGGUUGUUCUUGAGGCCAUAUCCAAUGGCAACACUCCAUCGGGUCUCAAGGCCAGGGAACUGUGUGCUGAAGCCGCCAGAAGGAAGGCCGAGGAGAUCAAGGGCUUGGAGCCAGAUGACCCUGAGAAGACUAAGGCAGGAGGUCUGAGUGUGGAGGCUCUCACUGCCCACACACAGGGAACCGUUCCAGGCAGUGGAGUGGUAGGUGGAGCAGCCUCCAUGGUUUCCAACAGAAAGACAAGCACCAUCUCUGAACAGAAAGGCAAGGAGAAGCAUCAUGGUGGCAGUGUCCUUGGAGCCAAGACUGGAGUCAACACAUCCUCCGUAGAUGGAGCCACAGGCAGUCAGGUGCCAAGUAGUCCCCCACCCCUGGCAGCCCCCAUUGCCCGCCGUCUCAGUGUCAGUGCUUCGGUGGCUGGGGAGGAGGGGCUGAUGAGCUGUAUCCUGCCCGAGGAGCUGCUGGUGGAAAUUCUGGCCGAGAGAUGCAGGUAGCUGGAUGACUGCCAUCGGGGUGUGGUGUUCGAUGGCCUGGAAACACUGUUCUCCCAGAACUACCUCACCACAACCAAUGCCAUCCUGAAGUCUCUCAACAACCGUCGCUUUAUCUUCUUUGUGACACUCAAGCUGGACUACAACAUCCUCAAGGAGCAGGAGAAGAAAGAUAUGGAAGAGAGAGAGAACCAGGCACGUGCAGCAGAGGAGCAGGAGCGACAGAGGCUGGAGGACAUGUCAGAGGAUGAGUACGAUGCCCUCACAGAUGCUGAGAAGGCUGUUGUGGACAAGAAGAGGCUUGAGAUAAAGAAAGAAAGAAUCAAGAAGUAUGUUUUGAGAGGCAUUUACAAAAAGGAGAGAGUUAAGAAAGAGCUUGAGGCCAUGGAAGAAGAGAGAAGGAGGCUGGAAGAAGAAAGCAUUAAUAAACCAAAGAAAACAAAGAAGGGCAAGGAUGCUAAUAAGGACAAGGAUAAGAAGGGCGUGGCCAGCAAGGCCGCCACCCAGCCGAGCCAGGAUCGUGUGGGGCAGAAGUCCCAGGGUGGUCAGCGGCCACAUGACAGUGAACACACAGCCAAGGCUGGCUCCAACACAGAGAGACCAGAGUCCCACCAGACUGAGAAGUCUGACACACAGAUUGAUGACAAAAAGAAGAAGGCAGGCAAGGAUGGGAAGAAGGAUGGUAAGGGCAAGGAGGAUGGUACUGCUGGUGGAGAUGGAGAGGGUAAAGAUGCACUCAAGGAAGCAGAGAUACUGCUCAUGCAGAGGUUCCGCACCUUUGAGCAUGCCCAGAAUGAACUGACUCAUCUCCUUGAGUUCUGGGACAGAACUACCCUACAGAUCAAACGUCCCCCAACUCCAUCUGAGAAGUCAGAAGAGGAUGGAGCACAGCAUCCUCCAUCAGGGAAGAAGGGCAAGGGGAAAGACAAGCAUGACAAAGAAAAGGAGAAAGAGAAGGAGAGACAGAGACAGCUGGAGAAAGAGAUGGCAGAGAAGGCUGCUAAGGAGGCUGCUCUGGCUGCAGCUCAGGCUGAUGGUGAUAGCCAGGAUGGUGAUCAGAUUGAUGACCCCAACAAGAAGGUGGAAGAUGGAGUUGGAGUACCCAACAUCAUCAUCGACUGCUCAGACAAGACUGUCCACCCUGGGGAGAAGAUCAUGCAGGGAGAGAAACUGCCCACAGUGGAAGAGGUUAUGGAUGGCCUUGGCCUUGGCCCCAGAGGACCUCCUAUCCCACCCCCAGCAGAGUUUGCUGUUGUGCCCUACCCAGUGAAGAGGAGGCCACCGCCACUGUCAGAGUUUGGAGGACGCUACGCCUUCAUUGCUGCAUCUCCUGAUGACCCGAAUAUAGGUGUUGAUGAGAAACCCAAGGAUAUGGAACUGGAGGAGGAAAAGUCUGUGACCCCUGAUAAGAUCAAAGAAGAUCAUUCCACACCCACCAAAGGCAAGAGCAAGGGUGGGGACAAGCCCAAGACAGGAACUGCUGAGAAAGGGCGCAAGGGUAGUGCUGAUAGGAAGAAACCGGGAAGACGCAACUCCAUGCAAGUGCCAUCCCCACCCCCUGGGGCAACCACACCCACAUCAGAGGCUGAUGGACAAAGCACAACAGGAGAACCACCGGCUCUCACUGAGCCUAAAACACCAAAGAUCACAAUAUUCCGCUGGGUGGUUCCUGCCAAUAGCGAGGUCGUCCUGAAACUCCGCUUCCAGUCUGAGGAACUGGGACAGUUUGACCAGACACUCAACUUUGAGAUUGUGGGCACUCGGAGGCGCUACCAGCUGUACUGUCGAGGCGUGUGUGCCUUCCCUACCAUCAGCAGGGAACCAAGAAUCGUUUUCCAGCAUCGUAAGAAGAACAAGAAGAGUGAUGAGAUUGUCAUCAAGAAGUAUGUCCUCAUGACUGAGAUAUUUGAGUUUGGGCCACUGCUGGUUGGCAAAUCUAGAGACAAAUACAAGGAAGGCAAAUACCCAGAGAACAUGGAGCAGUUAACAGUUCUCAACACAUCCCCACUGGAGGCCGACAUCAGCUUCUGUUUCCUCAAUGACAGCAAGGCUGAGACGUACCUCCUGGAACCCCCUAACAUGGUCCUCAAGCCAGGAGAGUCACAGCCACUCACAGUCUGGGCCUACCCCAAGGCUCCAGGGCAGUACAAGGAUGCCAUUGUUUGCUGUGUGAGAGAGAAUCCAGAGCCUAUCAUCUUCAACAUCUCCUCUGAUGGCUUCAGGCCGGAGCUGGAGUUGGACAAGAAACAACUUCACUUUGACAAAGUGCUCCUGCACAGGAAGGACACUAAGACCAUCUUCCUCCGCAACCCGACCCAGCUGCCAGUGGCGUGGAGACUGAGUGGCUUGGAGAACCUGGGUGAUGACUUCACCGUGGCAGCAGAGAGUGGGGUAGUGGACCCCCUGUCAGAGUACAGUCUCAACGCCUUCUUCCGUGCCAUGAAGCCUGUACAGACCAGCAAGAAGAUGAUCAGGAUGGAGAUCAUGGAUGUGGACAACAUCAUGGGUGUGGUCCACACUGAGCCGAUCCAGGUCCUGGCUGAGGCCUAUGAUGUGGCUCUGGACAUGAGCUUCCCUAAAGGGACAGAUGGAGGACUGGACUUUGGUACAAUCCGAGUCUCUGAAGAAACCAAACAGACUUGCAACCUGAAGAACAAGGGCAAAUACGAGAUAGCUUUCAACUUCGUGUUUGAGAAUGUGGACAAGUCGAACCCCGACGUGACAAGCCUGUUCUCUGUGAUCCCCCAGAAGGGCACCCUCAAUUCACUUGACCGCCCCACACAGGUUCAGGUGAUCUUCAAGUCCUCCAAGGAGGUGACAGUCAAAGACCAGCCAAUACUCAAGUGUCAGGUCAUCGAGCCGUCACUAGGGGAAGGAGGAGAGAUCAUCGCCAGCAUCCCUGUCAAAGUCUCGGUCAAAUCUGUCUUCAGCAAAUACAACAUCCUGCCAAUGAACGACAUCAACUUUGGCUCCCUGCUGGUUCAGAGCAAGAAGACCCGUCAGUUCACCAUCGAGAACAAGGGGGAGUUUGACUUCAAGUACACCAUCACCAAGAUGGUGAAGGAAGCGCCACACCAGGCUGGCAAUGCCAAGAACAGACCGCCAGUAAAGGGAGAUAAGCGAACCAAGUCUCGAGAUGGGUCCAGCUCGGGACGCUCCGUGGCCAAACCGCGGAGAGCUGAGUCGAUCAGUGAUCAUAAUAGCACGGCUCAGCUUCAUGGCUCGCCCACCCAGAGAUACUGGCCAUACCCGCCCCAAGCCGGCAACCGCAGAUUGAUUAACUUCAGGCAAGAUGCUGGCACUGGCCAGUCUCGUCUACAGCUCGGCAUGUUCACCAUCUUCCCUGCGUUUGGUAUCAUUCUUCCUAAUGGUCAUCAGAGUGUCACCGUGGACUGUGUUGCUGAGAACCAGGGCCGGUCAGAUGAGGACAUCAGUAUCGACAUCACUGAGCGCGACCCAACAGACCACCAGGGUGGAAUCCCAUACAAACUGUUGGCAGAGGCUUGUAUUCCAGCCAUCAAUGUUGAUGAUGUUGGCUCCGUCUUUGAGGAGCACCGCAUCUGUAGGAACCUCAGUGUGUGGCAACACUUGAACCAGGUGGAGAGUGGUGGCGUCUAUGGAGAAGAGGAGAAGAAGUUUGUGUUCAACAAUGUCAUUGUUGGCCGCCGUGCUAAGGCCAGGUUCAAGAUCUCCAACACCAACAAGGUUCCCUGUGACGUCGUGUUCACUCUCAAGCCGAUUCUCACCAAGGGAGCUCCUAAGGUCCAAGACAUCUUUGAGGUGGAGCCAAGCCGGACCCAGAUACCCAAUCACAGCCACUCUUACAUUACCAUCACAUUCACGCCACCAUCAAUGCAGUCCUACAGUGCCAUAUUUGAAGCCUCCAUUGAAGGCUCAAACCAGAACAAAGGCAGAUCACUGGUGUUUGAGGUGUCUGGCGAGGGCAACCUUCCAAGAAUCAGUAUUUCUAAACCAUCCAUCAGGAACAAAAGAGGCCAGCCCUUGUUGUUAUUUAAGAGGAUACUACUGGGGAGAACAGAGGCCCUUCCAUUCGUACUGCGUAAUGAUGGCACUCUACCCAGCAAGGUUGACAUUGAUCUCAUGGAUCCGGAGGAACUGUUCACCCUCAAACCUACUGGUUCAACUCGGGCCUUAAUGGGAGAUUUCAGCAGUGGAGAUGAUGCUGCCAGGAAGCGACCACACACUGCCUCUGUUGUGGUAGGUAUAGGAGAGGAGGCAACAUUCAAGGCCAUCUUCAAACCCAAGGCAGCAUAUCGGUCCCAGGCACAGAUCCGACUCUCCGUGAUAGACAACCAGUAUGAGGACUCUGUCAUUCUGCUGGUCGGGGAGGGUUACGAGGAUGACAUCACUCUUGAUAAUAUACACAGCGUCAACGCUGCUAUUGACCCAGAGCAUGAAGAGGGCAACAUGGCCGAAGAUGAUGUUGCAGCUGCCAAGCCGAACCUUAUUAAGUUUGGUGAAUGCUUCAUCAAUGAACCACGAACUCUGACGUUCUCGAUGACGAACCACUCCAAGACAGACUGUGUCCGCUUCCAGUGGCCGGAUCGUCCCCUCACGUUCUCCCCCAAGACUGGUCACAUUCAUGCUGGCUGCUCCAAAGACAUUGCCGUCACUUUCAAGGCAGAGACACCCAAAACACUCACAGAACAGCAGGUCAUGUGUAAAGUCUCCAAGAUCACCUUUGAGAAACCUAUGGAGCAGAUACCUGACUGGGAUGACAGGAUUCGGACUGUGAAGUGGGUGGAGAACCCCACCACCCCAAACCCUGCUGACAGCACUGCAAAGUCCCAGCCCCCAACACCCCACCAGCCCCGCCCUGCCAAGAAGAAGAUCGUGGAGACCGAGCCGGAACCAGCAUACACCGAGGUGGCUGAUACUGCGCAAUCUGUGGAGCUGUUGGUGUCUGGUGUGUCGGACCACUGCAAGUACAAGUGCAAGGCCGAGUCUGUCCACUUCAAGGACACCCUCAUGUUCCAGACAAGAGUGUAUGACAUCACACUGAGCAACAAGGGUCAAGUCCAGAUGGACUACAGCUGGCAGGUCGUCAUGGACAGCUUCACACCAUCUCUACAGCGGGCAGUCACCUUCAUGUCCGAGGGAGAAAGACCAGAGUCCAGAGUGGAUGUCAUCGACUUAUCAUAUGUUCCUUUCUCCAUUGAGCCCCAGUUUGGAACAGUCCAGCCUGGGAAGAAGGCGAUCUGCACCAUCAAGUUCUCUCCCCUGGAUGUUAGCGACUACGAGGGCAGAUUGGUCUGCAGCAUCCCUAACUUGGAGAAGUCAGAGCAGGGCCCAGUGGUGGGCAUCAAGGGCCGCAGCAUCAUGCCGUACUGCCACUUCGAGCUGGCCGACUCCGACUACAUCACAGGGGCCAAGCGGAACCCGGAGCUGCGAGGACCGGGAGGAGCACCCCCAGGAUCUACCCUGGACCCCAACACCAGGGUCAUGGAGUUCAGCUGUGUGGGGAUCGGAGUCAGGAGUGUUAGAGAGUUUGGGAUUGUCAACCCAACAAGUCACACAUAUCACUUUGAGUGGGUGUGCGAGGACGAACAAGACCCCAAGAUGCCAUCGUGUUUCCGAUGUUUGGCCCAGAAAGGAGACAUUAGGAGUGGUCGCAAGUUCAAGGCUGGGUUUGAGUUUGUGUCUAGUCAGACAGACAUUGUUGAGUCGUUCUGGAGGUUUGUGAUCCCUGAUCAGAACAUCUCCGUACCCUUCCUCCUGGUGGGCAACACUCAGGAGCCGGACAUCGCGAUGGACAGAUCCCACCUCAGCUUCAAGUCACUGCUCAUUGGACGGGAAGCAGAGGAGCAGGUGUUCCUCAUCAAUGGCGAGGACACGCCCUUCAGCUUCUCAUUUGUGGAGGACUCAUGUCACUCAGAGGGAUACUCCGCCCACAUCCGGGUCGAGCCAAUGAGUGGUGUCAUUCCAGCAAAGUCAAAGGUGCCAGUGAGUCUGUUCUUCUCCCCCAACUCGGACAAGGAGGUCAACUUCAACCUGGUGUGUAACAUCAGGAAGAAGGUGCAGCCUGUCACCCUCAACGUGAAGGCGGAGGGCUACUCCAUGAGCUGCACCCUGCUGUGUGAGGACUCCGCUGGCAACAGGGUUGAACUGUCGGAGAAGGGGCUCAAUGAGAUCAACUUUGGAGAGAUUGAGAUCAACGAGCAAGCCAUCAGAAACUUGUUCAUCCUCAACUCAGGCAAGUUCAACUUUGACUAUAAGUGGGAGCUGAACGAGAGAUCCACCAAGAGGGAUGUUGUUACAAUCACACCGAUCAGCGGGGGCGUCCUGCAUGGAGAGAAACAGAAGUGUAUGCUCAGCUUCUGUCCCCCCAGCCGAAUGUCUUUAAGAGGCUGUGAACUGGCUCUGAAGAUCUCUCACGGUCCUACCUACCACAUGAGUAUUCUUGGUCUGGGCGUCACCCCCGGCCUUCACUUCUCCUUCCACUCCUUCAACCUCGGCAACUGUUUCAUCCACCGUGCUGGGAUGCCCGACCACACAACUACACUCAAGCUCACCAACAAGGACAACAAGGAGAUCAGCAUCGACUGUCUCUAUGAACCAACCAAUCAUCUGCAUCACAACUUUGAGGCUGGAGUCAUUGCUCCAGGACAGUCAGUUGAUGUGACCUUCACCUUCUAUCCAAGGGAGGCAAUGAGAUACCAUGAGGUGGUCACAUUUGAAAUCAAUGGUCUCUCCAAGCAAAGUGUGGAAUUUGUUGGACAGGGAACAGAAAUGAAGAUCGAGGUAGCAGAUCCAAAACACAAGAUCGUCAACCUCGGUCCAAAAUAUGUUGGUGAUGUUGUGAAGAAGUACAUCCCCAUUGUCAACAACAGCCCUGCUGCCAUCACCUUCAACCUUGCCCUGACCCCCACAGCCCCUGCCCUGCAGCAGCCAGAAGUCCUCAGUAUCUCCCCCACCCAGCCCAUCAGACUCAGUCCCAGAGGGGGCACCUGCAAGGUGGAGAUUGUCUUCAAACCCAAGUCUAGGAUACCACAGUUCACAGAGGAGGUGAUGCUGGAGUGUGCUGGGCUGUACCAACCCCUGUUUGUGGUCAAGGGGUCAUGUCUGGGCAUGGAGAUCGCCCUGGACACAGAGGGUAUUCCGUUCGGCACCGUUGUCCAGCGUAGUCAGAGCACCCGCAAACUGGUCAUGUGCAACACUGGAGACAUGAACGCCAAAUUCCGGUGGGAUACAAAGCGUUUCAAGCCUGACUUCUCCAUCAGCCCUGCAGAGGGCUACAUCACGUCAGGUAUGGAGGUGACUUUUGAUGUCACUUUCCACCCCCAGGAGGUCAAUCAGGACAUCAGAUAUGACAAACUACGUUGUUUCCUGGAUGGAGGUCCCCACAAACCAGUGACCUUGACCCUGACUGGCAUGUGUACUGGAGUGGGUCCCAGCAAGGAGAUCCUGCACUUUGCCACCCAUGUGAGACAGAAAGAUACUCGUAGCAUUGCCAUUGCCAACCGAACCAAUCAAAACUGGCUGCUCAAGCCAGUCGUUGACGGAGAGUUCUGGACAGGACCUGUCACCAUAGCUGUAGAACCUCAACAGACCAAGUCCUACGAGCUGACCUACAAACCCUUGACCAUGACCACUGAAAACAAGAGGCACACAGGUACAAUCUUCUUCCCACUACCGGACGGGACAGGACUCAUGUAUAAUCUGACCGGAACAGCAGAGCCUCCGAGCAAUGAGCCUCCGAAACCCAGCGGCAUCCAGCGAGAUGUUCCGUGUAAGACGUCCUACGUGGAGAUCAUGCCUGUACAUAACUGGCUCAAGAGGCCACAGAGAUUCCGGGUGAAGACGGAGGCCAUCAAGCCUGACAGGUUGGACCCUGGCACCACCGUGAAGGGCAUGGAGUACAUGGACGUCCCAGCCAACAGCAAGAAAGACUACAAGCUUGCCUUCUACGCCUUCAGGGAGGGAACCACUACACUCAAGGUGACAUUUGUGAACGAGCAGACCAAUGAAUACCAGUAUUACGAGGUGACAUUCCGUGCCACCAAACCAGGCGUUCUCUCCUCCAUUGACCUGUCCACCCCAGUGAGACAGAGUGUCCACCACACGGUCAAGAUAGACAACCCCCUCACCUACCCCGUCACCUUCUCCGUCACCUGCAACAUCCCCGAGGUCCUCAUGCCCACACAGCUGCAGAUACCGGCUCAGUCAGAGGGGCGCUUCAACUUUGAGUAUCAGCCAUUGAAAGCAGGAGACGUUCAAGGUCGCCUGGAGUUCAACUGCAGUGACCUUGGCCUGUACAUGUAUGACCUCAACCUCAAGUCUACACAAGGUGGUCCAGAGAAAGCACUGUACUUCCGCACUUGUCUUGGACAAACACAGAUUCAGAUGGCCAAAUUCUUCAACUUUGCCAAACAGAAGACAGACUACGUCUGCAAGGCGGAUAACCCGGACUUCCAUGUGGACAAAACACUCACUGCCGCCCCGGGCUCCACUGGCGGUACCGAGGUUGCUCUCGAGGUCAUGUUCGAGCCGUCAAGAUUGGGAGAACACCGCAGUGUGUUAACAGUGUCCUCACCAAUCGGAGGAGAAUACACCUUCCCUCUGUUCGGCACAUGCAUCCCUCCCAAACCUCAAGGUCCCUUCAUAGUGAAGGCCGGUUCAUCCACACCCAUCAUAUUCCGUAACGUCUUCAGCAGCAACACUCCCUUCACCUUCCAGGUGGACAACGAGCACUUUGGUCUGGCCAAGCAGGGAGAGACCAUCAGAGCUCACAAAGAUCAUCGGAUCAUCGUCAACUUCGACCCUGGCGAGAGUGGCCCUAAGGCUGUGAUGAUGGGUAAACUGACCGUCACAUGUGCUCGGUCAGCUGGUGGCAAUUCUAGCGUCCAGUGGGUCUUUUACUUGAAAGGGUUGACGCCAUGAAAUGGACAUCUGUGAUUGACAUUGUGUAAAUAUUUUGUUUCCUGUUGUUAAUAGUGGCUAUAAUUAUUGUCUAAACAUUCCAACUCAAUUCAUAUGUUAUUUAUAUGAUACAAAUGUUCUGUACAGAUUUAUUUUUCAUACUGUGAUAAGAUAGGAGUGGAAGUGUUCCAGUAUAUAUUUUAUCUUUGUCUGCAUAUACCGCAAACACUGCACCCAGUUUGAGUUUCUAAUAUUACUAGAAUGGACAUGAAAAAUGUCUAAACAAUCAAUCGAGGAUUUACUUGUUGAUUAUAUACAAAAGAUAAAAUGAACUUUGUUACUGAUUGCUAUUGUGUUACCAUUUGUUUUACACUUAUGUAUUUGUUAUUGAGAAAAUAUUUGUCAUUGCUUGAACAUAAAAACGACCUGAAGACAUUAACAGUUUCCCCAAAGAGAUUUCAUGAAAAAUAAAAUAAAAAGCAAGACAGCAGAAUUCAUGGAUCAGCAAUAUACAAAAGUCAUUUCUUUUCACUAGUGACAGUGAAACAAUUUCACAAAAAUUCAAAAACAAAUAUUUGUCUCUGUAAACAAUAAACAGUGACAGAAGGCUUAUGGUCAAAAUCCGUCCAUGCUGAAAUGAUAUUGUUUCACAAUAAAAUGUGAAAGUCUUGAUGGUCAUUUAGUACUUGUGACAAGUGCAUCAUGACGAAGCAUCUGUGAUAUGUUAAUCAUCAAAUAUUUGUACAUUUCUGUAAAAUAUUAAAUAUAUUUCCUGAAA